Molecule: messenger RNA, 981 nt
Organism: Schistocerca americana (American grasshopper)
Lineage: Eukaryota; Metazoa; Arthropoda; Insecta; Orthoptera; Acrididae
Exons: 2
Coding region: 19-861 (280 amino acids)
Source: RefSeq, a predicted model, not a curated record
GCCAGAGUUCAGUGCGCCAUGAAGAGGUCGGGGAUGUAUUGGAGCCUUCUGCUGCUGACGAUGGCCGCAGUCUCCCGCGGCCGCGACGCUAGAGAUUACUUCGCGGAGGCGAGAUUCCAGUAUUCCCCUUCUAGGCCCGAAGACGCGCUCAUCUUUUUCAUAGGCAAUGCUCCGCCCCUGAUUUGUGAACCUGAGAAAACCGACGAUCGAGUCAGGCGAGACCGCCCACAGGACGAUUUUCGUCUGGAUCUGCCACAGGGGUACUCGUCCUAUUCAUGUUCGUUCGAAGGAAACGCAACGAGACACACUAACUUCAACCUAAUCCAAAACAGUGCACCGUAUCUUUUCGGAUUCAGUGGGGGCCGGAAAGUAAGUUUUACCGGUUUGAGAAUGUACUGUACCAACGAUUCACAGCUGCCAGAUGAAUAUUUCCACCUGAGAGUGCAGCGCCCUACUGAGGAUCGUCCAGUGAAAUGUCGUCUCCGGAACGACAGUGGAAUGCUGUACCUAAGGUUUCCAGGAUUUCCCACAGUCGUUUGCCAUCUCGGUACUAUCAGAGAACGUUACCAUUUUAAUCUGCCAGGUAUUGCUGAUGAGCCACUCAAAUGCGCGUUUCGCGUGUAUUCGGAACUACCUUUAGGGGACACACACACAGAAGAACGGCUCUACCAGUCUCUGAUUAGCGGACUCCCGACUCACGUGGAUGGCGUUCGUCCACGUGUCGUGUGCUUCCACCGUACGAUCUCGAAUGGGACGGCGUUUUUUCAGCUACAGUUGCAGGGUGGCGCCACCUAUGACUGCAGUUUCCCCGACACUAUUCCUCACAAUGAGCUACAGCCAGGAAAUACGACCCAAGCCUGAAAGCCACCUUCCCCAGCAAGGCAGAAAACUCGUUACGGCAACAAAGCAGGAAUACUUUCCACAACUAUCUAAAAAAUAACUUAUAAUAAUGCAAUAAAUAUGGGUACAUAACUUUCAACA